AUGUCGAAUGUACAGAUCAAUGGAACCUCUGAGCGGGUAUUGCCAAGCAAGCGCAAUCCUCUUCUUGCGCCUGAAAAGACACAACCUCACAGCGAACUCAUCGCGAAGCGCAGGCUAGGACAGACGAACCUAGCUGUAAAACCUGGACAAGUCGGAACCUCCAAUGCUACAAAGCCGGAAAACCUGGGACCUUUUGACUAUGCACACCUCCGCGCUCCCCUACCACGUAGUCUGAAGGGAUCCGAGAUAUUCGCGCCUCAUCAAAAUCAGCCGACGCCCGAGGUUUACUUCCUCAUGAGACGUAGCACUGAUGGCUAUGUGAGUGCGACUGGAAUGUUCAAGGCUGCCUUCCCAUGGGCGAAGCAUGCGGAGGAGAAUGCAGAACGCGACUACGUAAAGAGCCUGCCAUCGACGGCACAGGACGAGGUUGCAGGCAAUGUUUGGGUCUCUGAAUUAUACGCAAUUGAGCUUGCACAAGAUUACGGGAUAGUACCAUGGAUUCAUGCUCUCCUAGACGAAGCCCCAAUCUCUCAAGGCACAGACGACCCCGCGACGAAGGCCAUCUCUCCCCCACCGAAAUUCACGUUUACGGCAAAUGACAGGACUCUCCUACCCCCUCCCAACGGAACAACUGCUCGCGCCUCAACACCAAAAGCAAGAGGCAGACCCAGAGGGACUUCUCCUGCGAAGAACGCAAGUCCCGGCAAACCAUCUACGAAGAAGCCUAGAGCAUCAAAGGCCGCAAAAGAGGCAGACGCCGCAUCAGCGCGUGAGGCCAGCGCGUCUCUACAAGCUACCCUAGAUCAUACGGCGCCUGACGGUACGUCCACAGCAGAGCCAGAAUCAGCAGACGGCGAGAAUGUCAAGAUCCGUGUCGAGUCCAGCGUUGAAAUCAAGGGUGACACUGAGAGAGGAGAGACUACCACUGUGAACAUCGAAAUGCCCACGGGAUUUCCAGAAUUACCAUUGCCAGAACGUCCGGAGGAGAUGAUUGAGACAGCGAGAGCAAUGGUAGAAGAGGCCAGGAAGGCAGAUGGGGAGGGUAGCUCCUCAAAAGCGAAACGAAAGGCAGAGGAGAUGGACGAGGAGUCCGAUGGAUCUGCAGAUAAUGAACUUCAGCCCGCAAAGAAGGCUAGGCUCUUAGGGGAGGAAUUGAAGAAGGAGAAAGUGAGGACGCGAGCCUUACUUGGAGUUGCGGCUACAUUGGUGAUCGGAGCUAUAAUCCCACUUGUGCUGCCCGGCUGA
Letharia columbiana is the source of this 1245-nucleotide messenger RNA. RefSeq lists its product as uncharacterized. The transcript is spliced from 5 exons. The record is from RefSeq and is a predicted model, not a curated record. Gene Ontology annotation, cellular component: nuclear membrane complex Bqt3-Bqt4. Gene Ontology annotation, molecular function: DNA binding. Lineage: Eukaryota; Fungi; Ascomycota; Lecanoromycetes; Lecanorales; Parmeliaceae. Gene Ontology annotation, biological process: meiotic attachment of telomere to nuclear envelope; mitotic telomere tethering at nuclear periphery. Bases 1 to 1245 code for a protein of 414 amino acids.